Messenger RNA from Cyanidioschyzon merolae strain 10D, 1809 nucleotides. Its product is annotated as probable Na+-dependent inorganic phosphate cotransporter. The transcript has a single exon. The record is from RefSeq and is a predicted model, not a curated record. Gene Ontology annotation, biological process: transmembrane transport. Bases 1 to 1809 code for a protein of 602 amino acids. Gene Ontology annotation, molecular function: transmembrane transporter activity. NCBI's taxonomy places the organism in Eukaryota, Rhodophyta, Bangiophyceae, Cyanidiales, Cyanidiaceae.
AUGCUACGACAAUCACGACUAGAAGCAGGCUUUGCUUCUAGCACUACAGUUUCUGGAAGAGCUACUUUCCCUGGAAAAUCAUACUGCUGGCGUGGACAAAAGCUGGUGCCUUUGGCAAAGUGCACUGCGCUGUUUCGUUCGCAAACGCAACAUUUGCAGAGUAGUGCUAGGCUUCUCCAGGGUUCUGGCCUGCAUUGUCGUCGAUCGGGUUUCUUUGGGGAUGCGAGGUUACGUUUCUGGGAUAAGAGUGGCGGGCAUCCAGGAGGAACGCACUUGAUUGACAGGAGACAGCGAUCACCUUCGUACGCACCUAGUUCACGCUACUGGCGAGCAUCUGGUUUCCGUAGGUUCCGCAGUCGUGUUUCUAUGCAUCGCGAGGCAGAGUCUGAUCAGGACAUUUCUGUGGAGAUAGACAGUGCCUCUGGCGACAACGCUGGGAACAACCAUGUGGGACAACACGCCCCGGAGCAGGAAGCGUCCGCAAACUCGAUGGCCUCUUGGCUCCAGUUUGUACAGAAAAGGCGCUUUCCUGAGCGCCUGCGCAUUGUUGUGCUCUGCUUUCUUGCGUUUCUGAUCAACAACAUCGAUCGAAUCAACCUAUCUGUCGCGAUCCUGCCUAUGCGACACGAGUUCGGUUGGUCAUCAACCACUGUUGGCAUUAUCCAGUCGGCCUUUUUCUGGGGCUAUCUACUGACUCAGUUGCCAGGAGGAUACCUCGCCGAUCGCUACGGCGGGCGCAGUGUGCUUGCAUUUGGGGUCGUCUCUUGGAGUCUCAUGACCUUUGUGACGCCCAUGGCGGCAAGGUCCAGCUUACCGAUCCUGCUGGGCGCCAGAGCGCUGCUCGGCGUCGGUGAGGGUGUCGCCAUGCCGGCGAUGAAUAACCUCGUAUCGCGCUGGGUUCCGAAUCAGGAGCGCUCUCGAGCGCUCAGUCUCAUUUACAGCGGCAUGUACAUGGGAAGUGUGAUCGGGCUGCUGCUCUGCCCGCUGUUGAUGCGAAACCUUGGUUGGCAGAGUGUCUUCUACGUGUUCGGGGCACUCGGAUUUGUCUGGUAUUUUUUGUGGGAACGCUUUACCAGUGGAUCAUCACCGAAGGAAAGUAAGAUCAUCGAUCCACAGGAGUUAGAGUAUCUUCGGAAACAGCUCGGACGUCGCCGAAACAAAGAGACGGUUCCAACAACUGUACCCGCUCGGGCUCGCGUUCCUUGGAAGUUAUUGUUGAGUCAUCCGGCUACCUGGGCAAUUAUGAUCGGCCACUUUUGCUGUACCUGGGGAUAUUUUUUGCUUUUGGCGUGGCUUCCUACCUACUUUAAUCAGGCACUUGGUUUUGACCUGAAUGCAUCAGCGUUCUUCAGUAUUCUGCCAUGGCUGACGAUGUUUGUCGGAGCCAACGUAAGCGGGUGGAUUGCUGACUAUCUGCUGAGCACGAGGAAAUUCACAACAACCGCCGUGCGCAAAAUGAUGCAGACGAUCGGUUUCUUGGGACCAGCCUCGUUCCUAGCGCUCGUGUCAUCGACUCAGGAUCCGUACAGCGCUGUCAUCUACAUGGCUGCUGCGCUUGGACUGGCAUCGUUCUCGCAGUCGGGAAUCUACAGUAACCAUGGCGAUAUUGGGCCGCAGUAUGCGGGGAUCCUGCUCGGCAUGAGCAAUACGCUGGCCACUGUACCUGGGAUCGUAGGUGUGGCGCUCACCGGAUGGAUCCUCGACGUGACGGCUGGAACCUGGUCCAUUGUAUUUUACACGGCAAUUUUCUUCUAUCUGCUUGGCACAGUGGUGUACAACGCGUUUGGGACUGGCGAGCGUGUAUUUUAG